AUGGAUUACGAACCUCCAUUCUUAGAGGCCUGCAGGAAGCUUCUUGAAAGCUCCUUGUCGUUAGACACAAGAGCGGCGGCGGCGGCGGCGGCGGAUUGUGAGCUGCCUGUGAUUGAUCUGGACAGUCUAAACAGUACAAAACAUGCCGAGAGAGAAGAGUGCAUGAAGGAGAUCAUCGAAGCUGCUAAACAAUGGGUUUUUUUCCAAGUUGUGAAUCAUGGGAUUUCACAACAACUCUUACAGAGGUUGUUGUUGGAACAGAUGAAAAUGUUUCACAGGCCUUUUGUACAGAAAUCCCGGGAAACUUCCAGAGCUUUCUCCUACAAGUGGGGCAACCCUUUUGCUACUAAUCUCCGGCAUCUCUCAUGGUCUGAAGCCUUCCAUAUUCUUCCACAUGAACCACCAAGUACGGCGGACGACCACCACAAAUGUCUGAGAUCAACCACUGAAGCUUAUGCCAGAAAGGGUGGGGCCCUGGCAGAAAAGUUGGCGGAAAUUCUAGGUCAGGAAAUGAACAUGAAAUCCAGAUAUUUCCGAGAAAAGUGCUUGCCAAACACAAGUUUUCUUCGGCUGAAUAGAUAUCCACCAUGCCCAAUUCCCAAACACGUGUUUGGUUUCAUGCCUCACAGUGACUCCACUUUCCUCACCAUUGUAUUUGAAGACCAGGUUGGGGGAUUGCAAUUACUCAGAGAUGGAAAUUGGGUUUCAGUCAAGCCUAAUCCACAUGCUCUCUUGAUUAAUAUCGGUGAUUUAUUUCAGGCACUGAGCAAUGGAGUUUAUAAAAGCAUAAAGCACAGAGUUGUGGCUGCACAGAAGGUAGAGAGGUUCUCUGUGGCAUAUUUCUAUAAUCCUUCGUAUGAUGCAGUGAUAGAGAGCCAUGGCACCCCCAAGAUUUACAGAAGCUUCACUUUCAGAGAGUACAAACAGCAGAUUGAGAAAGAUGUGAAGGAAACUGGUGAUAAAGUGGGGCUCUUUAGGUUUCUUUUGUAG
Neltuma alba is the source of this 990-nucleotide messenger RNA. Its product is annotated as gibberellin 2-beta-dioxygenase 8-like. The transcript is spliced from 3 exons. The record is from RefSeq and is a predicted model, not a curated record. Bases 1 to 990 code for a protein of 329 amino acids. Lineage: Eukaryota; Viridiplantae; Streptophyta; Magnoliopsida; Fabales; Fabaceae.